AUGUUAUUAUUAAACUCAUUUUAUUUUCUAUAUAAAUGUAAAGAAGUUAGAGUUACAAAUAAUGCCGGAACUAUAGAGAGUGUGUGUAAACAAUUGACGGUAAAUGUCAUAUCAGCCGAUGCUUACAGUGAUAGUAUAUUAAGUCAAACAAAGGAAAAAGAUGAAGAGCUAUUCAAAAUAGGAUGUUGUCUGGAUCACUAUAAAGAGACAUCGGAAAGUAUAAAUAAAACAAAUUUAUGUGCUUCCUUAAAUGAAUGGUUAAACGCUAAAAAAAAAGAAUACUUAGAGAGUUCUAAAAAAUCUGAUAAGUUAACAUUAUGGGAUAAUAAUAUAGAGGCAUUGUGGAAAGAAUUACAAAAUGGUGAUGGUGACAAAUGGUGCAGUAGAGAACUUAACACAUAUGAACAUUAUAAUGCAUCAAAAAGGGUAUCUACUUUUUCACUACCAUCAUUAAAUGACAUUCUCGUUUCUGUUUUUAUUCCUAUUAUUUCAACACUCCUUGUAUUUUUGAUUAUAUUUAAUUUUGCUAAAAUUAAAAGAUCUGUCCACAGUAAAGUUAAUAGAAAGAUCUUAUUAAGGAAGGAUGUACAAGACGCAUAUCCCUUAGAACAUAAUUAUGCAGAUUUUCCCUUAGAUUUUGAAGACAAAAGAAUUAAUAUAGUUUAUUCAUCAAAAUAA
Molecule: messenger RNA, 678 nt
Organism: Plasmodium gonderi
Lineage: Eukaryota; Apicomplexa; Aconoidasida; Haemosporida; Plasmodiidae
Product: variable surface protein
Exons: 3
Coding region: 1-678 (225 amino acids)
Source: RefSeq, a predicted model, not a curated record